Cooperia oncophora is the source of this 219-nucleotide messenger RNA. Lineage: Eukaryota; Metazoa; Nematoda; Chromadorea; Rhabditida; Trichostrongylidae. The record is from the annotation of a GenBank genome assembly.
AUGACACUGAUUGAGAACAGUCUCACAAACUUCUCUCUGAACAACAUCAAUAACAUGUUCAACUGUCGUCAUCCAAAGAGCCAAGUAUCACCUUAUCUUCUUUGGCCGUUUAGUAACAAAGCAAUUAUAUGCAAUUUUUCCGACUGUAUGAUGUUUUUAUUUCUAUCCUUACCUGCAGCCUUUGGCAAUAUAAUGGUUUGCCGGCUUUACUGUCCGUGA